CGCGAAGCGCGCGCGAUGGUUCUAAUAUAUGUAUAUAUAUAUACACACAUGGCUCAAGGUUUCGAGGGACCGUCGCCGGCCUCCCAAGGCUCCCUUCGGGCGUCUCUCGUUCUGUCAGCUCUGCACAUCAGCAGACGGCAUGAUGCGCCGUUGCACGUCUCACAGCGUCGGCGCGCUACUCCUGCUGCUGGUAGCGCGCGGCGCCCCGAGCGCCAGAUCGCCGGCGAGCGGGACGCUGGCCCGCCCGAGGCUGGAGGGCUCGGCAAGCGGUCGCCCUCGCGAGCCGCAGGCCGAGUUCGGCAGGCGGCAGGCUACCAGCGGCGCGCAGUUGCUCAAGCUCUUGGCGGGUGAUGGGGUCGCCUGGAACGGGUUCGGUAAAUCGGUGGCCGUGAGCUCCGACGGGGCCCGCGUGGUGGUGGGGGCUGACUGCUACUACAACGACGACCGUGCGGGCUCCGCGUACGUGCUCGACGGGGCCACUGGCGAGAGGCUGCUCAAGCUUGUGGCGAGUGAUGGGGCCGUUUCGGACAAAUUCGGUAUCUCGGUGGCCGUGAGCUCCGACGGGGCCCGCGUGGUGGUGGGGGCCUCUGGUGACGACCACCAGGGGAUAAAUGCCGGCUCCGCGUACGUGCUCGACGGUACCACCGGCGAGAGGCUGCUCAAGCUUGUGGCGAGUGAUGGGGCCAAUUUUGCCAGAUUCGGUGUCUCGGUGGCCGUGAGCUCCGACGGGGCCCGCGUGGUGGUGGGGGCCUCUGGUUCUGGCGCCGCGUACGUCCUCGACGGGGCCAUUGGCGAGAGGCUGCUCAAGCUUGUGGCAAGUGAUGGGGCCGUUUCGGACAAAUUCGGUAUCUCGGUGGCCGUGAGCUCCGACGGGGCCCGCGUGGUGGUGGGGGCCUCUGGUGACGACAGCAAUACUGGCGCCGCGUACGUGCUCCACGGUACCACCGGCGAGAGGCUGCUCAAGCUUGUGGCGAGUGAUGGGGCCCCUUAUGACAGAUUCGGUGUCUCGGUGGCCGUGAGCUCCGACGGGGCCCGCGUGGUGGUGGGGGCCAGUACUGACGACGACCAGGGCGACAACUCUGGCGCCGCGUACGUGUUCGACGGUACCACCGGCGAGAGGCUGCUCAAGCUUGUGGCGAGUGAUGGGACCGAAUACCACAAGUUUGGUAAUUCGGUGGCCGUGAGCUCCGACGGGGCCCGCGUGGUGGUGGGGGCCUACUAUGACGACGAUCAGGGCGACAAAUCUGGCGCCGCGUACGUGUUCGACUUCAUCGUCACCACCGAGACCGAGACAACAGCCACGACGACCACCGAUACGGGCACGAGUUCCGCGACGUCAAGCGCUACUACCAUCAUCAAGACAACCACCGAGACAACAACUGAGACGACCACCGCGACGACAACUGAGACGACCACCGCGACGACCACCAAGACGGCCACGACGACCACCGAUACGGGCACGAGUUCGGACACGUCAAACAACACAGCCACCACCGAGCCAUGGGGAUUAAUUGUAGUCGUCGCUGGUGUCUUGAUCUUGUUCUUGGUCUGCGGCGUCGCGCUGGGCUGCCUGGUGACGCGCGGAUGUCCUGGCCGUGGCAGGAGCCCAACACCCGAGCGCGGCAUUGACAACGCGGAAGUUGAGGACAAUGAGUCGCAGCAGGUCGCGGAGAUCUAGCACGACGCGGAGGUUGAGGCCUUCUUAUAAGCUCCCUCCCUCCUCCUCGCUCCCAUCAUAGCAUCAGUAACUGCCUAGUCUGGUCCGACACAUGCGGCACAGUCUUCUUGUAAGGUUGCGGCUACAUUCCUGAAGAGGACAGCCGACUACAUCAUGGCAGCCCCAACCCUUUGGCGCUCGAGCGCCACGUUUUCCCACGCACCAGUGCCUAGAUCGCCCCACAU
Molecule: messenger RNA, 1902 nt
Organism: Prorocentrum cordatum
Lineage: Eukaryota; Dinophyceae; Prorocentrales; Prorocentraceae
Source: the annotation of a GenBank genome assembly